Molecule: messenger RNA, 1620 nt
Organism: Trichomonas vaginalis G3
Lineage: Eukaryota; Parabasalia; Trichomonadida; Trichomonadidae
Product: cyclin-dependent kinase inhibitor 2C-related family
Exons: 1
Coding region: 1-1620 (539 amino acids)
Molecular function (GO): protein binding
Source: RefSeq, a predicted model, not a curated record
AUGAUGAUGAAAAAAUCUUUUAUAUAUCUCAUUAAUCAAGACAAUUUUAAUGAAAAAUCAUUAUUAAAAAGUGAUUUAUACCCAAUACCUGAAGAUGAAGAUGUUAAUGUGUUUCAAGGAUAUACUUUUCUUGAAUUAUGUUGUUAUCAUGGAGCAUCACAUUGUUUCAAGAUUUUAAUAUCAGCAUUGAAUGUAGAAAUCACACCUAUUUGUCUUCAAUUUUCAUUUUUAAGUGGAAAUCCUGAAAUUAUAUCUGAAUGUCUAAAAGAAAUAGAUCCUAAUGAAAAAUGCAUGCAUUAUGCAAUUAUUGCACAUAACACUAAUUUUAUAGAGUAUUUGGCGAAUAAUUAUGGUCUGAAUAUUGAUUUAGAUUGCUGUGCGACGCAUUUUAACAUACAAGCAUUGAUUAUCUAUUUAGAUCAAACCAAAAGAGUCAACAAAACGUUUAUUUAUUCGCCCAGAUUUCAUUCUUUAGAUCUUGUUAAAUAUUUUAUCGAUGCUGGAGCUGAUAUUAAUGCAAUAGAUGAAAUGGGAGUGACUGCUCUAUGCAAUGCAUCAAUAAAUUCUAGUGUUGAGAUUUUUGAGUAUCUUAUAUCAAAAGGGGCAAAUGUCAAUGCUAAAACUAAUGAUGGAAAUUCACCACUUCAUUUUUGUGUGGAACAAAGUAGACUGCAAUUUAUGGAAAUCCUUAUUUCUCAUGGGGCCGAUGUAAAUGCACGAAAUGAUUUAGGAAAUUGUCCGAUUAUGACAGCAUUGGAUACAAAGAAUAAAGAAAUUGCAAAAUAUCUCAUUUCUCUUGGAGCAAAAGUGAAUGUUCAAAACAAUUUAGGAUUUAGUCCACUUCACAUUGCAGUGAUAAACAAUUAUAUUGAGAUAGUAACAUUAUUAAUAAUAAAAGGUGCUGAUGUUAAUGCGCAUGAUAUGUGUAAUAAAACACCAAUUAUGUAUGCAAUUGAGAACUGCAACCUUGAAAUGAUAAAAUUUCUUUUAUCAAAACAAGCAAUUGUUAACGUUUCAGACAUAUAUGAAACUAAUGCUUUUAAUAACGCAGUUGUUAAAAACAAUAUAGAUGUAAUAGAAACAAUUAUAUCUCUUGGUGUGGAUAUCAAAUCAAGAGGUGCCCAAGGAAAAACUGCACUUCAUAUGGCAGCACAAAAUAAUAACAUAGUAGUCGCUGAAUAUCUUAUUUCUAAAGGUGCAAAAGUUAAUUCAAAAGAUGAUUUAGGGAAAGCGCCACUACAUUAUGCAGCGCUAUUUGGUGGCAUAGACUUAAUUGAAUUCCUUGUUUCACAUGAUUCUGAUGUCAAUUCAAAAGAUGAUGAUGGAAAAACUCCACUUCAUGAUUCGAUAUUAUCCUUCAAGUUUGAUGAGAAAGUUGCCGAAUUUCUUUUAAUCAAUGGUGCUGAUAUUAAUGCGAAAGAUAAUAAUGGAAUGACACCGCUACAUUAUGCAGUACUUAAUAAUAAGAUUGAAAUGACAAAAAUUCUACUCACUCAUGGAGCAAAUGUUAAUGCCAAGAAUAUAUUUGAUAUGACACCUUUAAAUUAUUCAAUUAAUGAUGAAUUAUCAAGUAUUCUUAUCUUGAAUGGUGGAAAACGUGAUGAGGAUCCUGUUUUGUGA